ACAAAAUGGUUGCUUCAUGGAUCCUCAAUUCUGUUUCUCAAGAAAUUGCUACAAGUAUAGUCUAUAAGGACACUGCUCUUGAAAUCUGGAACGACCUUAGGGAAAGACUUUCACAAGGAAAUGGACCACGAGUUUUUCAAUUACUGAAGGAUAUUUCUGGUGUUACUCAAGGUCAAUCAUCAAUUACAUCGUAUUUCACUCAAUUGAACGUGCUCUGGGAUCAAUUGCAAAUAUUUCGACCUUUUCCAAUGUGUUCUUGUGGAUUUUGCAGUUGCAACUUAGGUCAGAAACUCAAUGAUCUUCAGCAUCAAGAUUUAGUGAUGCAAUUCUUAAUGGGUCUUAAUGACUCCUAUGCUCAAGUUAGGGCACAAAUUUUAUUGAUGGACCCUCUCCCAUUCAUCAACAAAGUGUACUCUUUGCUAAUUCAAGAAGAAAGGCACUGUAUUAUGGGAAACAAUUCAGGUCCUCAUGUGGAAUCAUCAACCCUAGUUACUGAGUUAUCUUCUUCUUCAGGAAAUAAAAAUAAAAUGAACUCUAAGGGGAAAGAAAAGCACGGUUGCAAUCACUGUGGAAUGAUGGGUCAUGUUGUUGAAAAGUGUUACAAGAUACAUGGCUACCCUCCCGGCUUCAAGCCAAAGAGCAAGAAUUCCUCAGUUGUAUACCAAGUCAAUCUUCAAGAUGAACAAGUUGAAAAGAAUUCUAGUUGUGCUUCUACUUCAUUCCCAUUCACUCAGGAGCAAUGUCAACUGUUCUUGGCUAUGCUGGGAACUCAGAUUCAGUCAAGCAAUUUCGCUUUCACUAAUAAAGAAACUCACAUGACCAACAAUGUAAUUCAGCUAGCCGCUCACUCCACUUCAAUGGCAGAAUUUGUAGCCAACAACUCAGAACUUUGUAGUCCAACGAUUAGUGAAGAAAGAAUUCUAUCACUAGGAGAGUAUUCAUUUUCCCCAUCAGCCAAGUUGGAGUCUGUUAGUUCUAUAUUGAAUGGAACAAAUCCAAUUCCAGCCAACUACUCUGACACCGAUGCUAAUGGAGCAAGUGGUCUUUCCAUUUCAUUACUCUUCCCACCUGCCAUGUCUGAAAUUGAAACAGAUGAUAGCUGUUCAGAAUCUAAUGAAACACCUCGUGCAGCAGCACAAUUCUCUUAUUCUAUAUCGUCAUGCUUCCCACCAGGUAGGUCUGAAACAGACAGUAGUUCUGAAAUUUAUGAACUAGUUCCAACUUAUCCUUCCAUAUCAGCAAGCCCUAGACGCACAACAAACUUCAAAAAGAUUCUUAAGCUGAAGAGCAGUAACAGUUCAAAAUCUAACCGAACACCUCUAAAAUUAAUUCAUUCCAAAAGAAAUUCCAUAUUGUCAUUAUUUUCCGCAGCCAAGUCGCUAACAAACAGUUCCAAAAGACCUAGACACACAAUCCUAACAAGAAGAUUCAAAGACUUGGAAAUUAUAGAUAGGGAAAACUUUCCUUUGAAAAUGCUACUUGAAGCCACUAACAACUUUUCAGAAGAUUGCAAGAUUGAAACAAGUCACUUUGCCCCAAUGUACCAUGCCAUUUUAGAUGAUGGCCGAGAAGUGGCUAUUAAGCGUGCUGACAAUGACAAUGAAUUCCUAAGUGAAUUGCAAGCUUCAUCCCGCCUCAAUCACAAGAAUGUUGCUCGCUUAUUGGGAUUUUGUAAAGAUAGUAAGGAGCGCGUAUUGGUCUAUGAGCACGUGGAAUAUGGUACCCUUCAUGGCCAUCUUCACAAUCCUGAAAGUACUUCUCUAAUGUCAUGGGCUGCCCGGAUUAAAGUGGCACUAGACAUAGCCAGAGGCAUUGAAUACCUACACGUGUAUGCAGUACCACCAAUCAUACACCGCGAUAUCAAACCGCUUAACAUAUUCCUAGAUGCCACGUUGACUGCUAAGCUGUCUAAUUUCAACUUAUCUGUGGAAGCCCCUGUCGACGAUUGGUCUGGUUAUGAAUGUGAAAGUGUGGUGGGCACUUCUGGGUACAUGGCGCCUGAGUAUGUAAUUAAUGGCAGUUUGACAACAAAAGUUGAUGUGUACAGCUUUGGAGUAGUAUUGCUAGAAAUGUUGUCCGGGCACAAGGCAUAUCAUGCAAAUGAAAAUAAUGAGGAAAGGUGUAUAGUUGAUUUUGUAGUGCCAUACAUUGCCCAAAAGGAAAUUCACAGGUUUUUGGACCCAAAAGUACCACCACCUUCCCCAUUGGAAAUGGAGACACUGGCAUAUGUUGCGUCCCUGGCAUUGGAUUGUGUAAGUAAAGAACGUGUACUUCGCCCCUCAAUGACUAAGGUUGCAAACAACCUACAAAGUGCCUUGGAAGGGAUUUUGGAAGGGCAAUGUAAUUGCUGA
Quercus lobata is the source of this 2351-nucleotide messenger RNA. Its product is annotated as cysteine-rich receptor-like protein kinase 6. NCBI's taxonomy places the organism in Eukaryota, Viridiplantae, Streptophyta, Magnoliopsida, Fagales, Fagaceae. Gene Ontology annotation, molecular function: ATP binding; protein kinase activity. The transcript has 2 exons. The record is from RefSeq and is a predicted model, not a curated record. The coding region runs from base 6 to 2351 and encodes 781 amino acids. Gene Ontology annotation, biological process: protein phosphorylation.